AUGAGCUGGUGGUGGAAGGGUGCUCGCAGAAUAACCCUUAAACACGGUGAAGAUAGCGCGGCCCCACAGAAGGUGGCCCUGAUCGUGGGCGUGACUGGUAUCGUGGGUGACAGCCUGGCGGGGAUUCUCCCUGUUGCGGACACCCCUGGAGGGCCCUGGAAGGUGUACGGCGUGGCCCGUCGCCCCCGGCCCUCGUGGAACACGGACCACCCGGUCCACUACAUACAGUGCGACGUGGCUGACUCGGCAGAUGCCAGGGCCAAGCUCUCGUCCCUAGCCGACGUCACCCACAUCUUCUGGGUCACGUGGGCCAAUCGACCCACGGAGACCGAGUGCUGCCAACUCAACGGCGCCAUGCUCCGCAACGUCCUCGACGCCAUCGUCCCCAAUGCCCCAGGCCUUGCCCACAUCUGCAUCCAGACGGGCCACAAGCACUACAUCGGGCCGUUCGAGGCGUUCGGGAAGAUCAAGCCCCACGAGACCCCCUUCGUGGAGGACGUUCCGCGGCUCGACGCGCCCAACUUCUACUACACGCUGGAGGACAUCGCGCUCGAGACGUGCGCGCGGCACCACAGCCUAACAUGGUCCGUCCACAGGCCGGCUGUCAUAUUUGGGUUCUCCCCCUACAGCAUGAUGAACUUGGUGGGGGCUCUGUGCGUGUAUGCUGCCGUCUGCAAGCACGAGAAGGCCCCGUUGAAGUUCCCUGGCACCAAGGCCGCCUGGAACUGCUAUUUCGUGGCCUCUGACGCGGACUUGAUUGCGGAGCAGCAGAUAUGGUGCUGCGUGGAGCCCAACGGGAAGAACCAGGCGUUUAACUGCAGUAAUGGUGACGUUUUCAAAUGGAAGCAUUUGUGGAAGGUGUUGGCGGAUGGGUUUGAUGUGGAGUACGUGGAGUUUGACGAGAGCGAGACUUAUGUCAGCCUGGCGGAGAGGAUGAAGGAUAAAGGAGCCGUUUGGGAUGAGAUCGUGGACAGCAAUAAUCUCACGGGGACCAAGUUGGAGGACUUUAGUUUCUGGUUUGCGGAUUUGAUGCUUUUAGGAGAGUGUAUGCUGGACAGCAUGAACAAGAGCAAGGAGCGCGGGUUUUUUGGAUUUAGGAACUCUGAGACUUCGCUGCUUUCUGUUAUUCACAAAAUGAAAGCCCACAAAAUUGUUCCUUAA
This is a messenger RNA of Striga hermonthica, 1161 nucleotides long. NCBI's taxonomy places the organism in Eukaryota, Viridiplantae, Streptophyta, Magnoliopsida, Lamiales, Orobanchaceae. The record is from the annotation of a GenBank genome assembly.